AUGCGUUACUGCGAAGGGCACUCACGUUCAGCUCCAGCCCAAGCCAUGUCCUGCUACACCCCCUGCCUGCCCUGCCAGCCCUGCGGCCCAACCCCGCUGGCCAACAGCUGCAAUGAGCCCUGUGUCAGGCAGUGCCAGGACUCCACCGUUGCCAUCCAGCCCUCCCCUGUGAUAGUGACCCUGCCUGGCCCCAUCCUCAGCUCCUUCCCACAGAACACCGCCGUGGGCUCCUCCACCUCCGCUGCCGUUGGCAGCAUCCUCAGCUCUCAGGGGGUGCCCAUCAGCUCCGGGGGCUUUGGCCUCUCUGGCCUGUCUGGCUUGGGCCGUGGCUCCUGCGGCAGGAGCUGCCUCCCCUGCUAG
Molecule: messenger RNA, 360 nt
Organism: Indicator indicator
Lineage: Eukaryota; Metazoa; Chordata; Aves; Piciformes; Indicatoridae
Product: feather keratin 1-like
Exons: 2
Coding region: 1-360 (119 amino acids)
Cellular component (GO): intermediate filament
Molecular function (GO): structural constituent of cytoskeleton
Source: RefSeq, a predicted model, not a curated record